Chrysoperla carnea is the source of this 440-nucleotide messenger RNA. It is a transcript of the gene ghi, whose product is annotated as serine palmitoyltransferase small subunit B. Lineage: Eukaryota; Metazoa; Arthropoda; Insecta; Neuroptera; Chrysopidae. The coding region runs from base 138 to 431 and encodes 97 amino acids. The record is from RefSeq and is a predicted model, not a curated record. The transcript is spliced from 2 exons.
CGUACGCACACACACACACACACACGAUUAGCCUGCCCUGCCUGUCAAUUCUCAUUUAAAUGUUUUCUUUACUGCAUUAACCGUAUUGCGGAUACGAAAAUUUUUAUAGAAAAAAUUACACAUAAAUUUCCGUAAACAUGUUGAAAAAUAUUAGUAAAUUUUUACAUUAUUGGUAUUUUCGAUAUUUAAUGGUUACCGAAUUAUAUAUGGUGGAAAAAUGGGAACGAGCUGUUAUAAAUGGAUUUUUCAUCUCUUUGUUAUGCGUAUUAACAUAUUUUAAUUGUACGGUCACAUUAAGUUUAACAUCUAAAUUAACAGCAGAACUAUUUGACAGUUCACUGGGUGCCACUGAAGAUGAUGUCCUGGUUGGUCAUACAAGUCAUAUAUUUAACGAUGUAUCGAUUUUAGGUGGUAGUGAUUUAGAAUUAUAAAUUAUGUUU